Culex quinquefasciatus (southern house mosquito) is the source of this 1260-nucleotide messenger RNA. RefSeq names its product ankyrin-1-like. The record is from RefSeq and is a predicted model, not a curated record. The coding region runs from base 1 to 1260 and encodes 419 amino acids. NCBI's taxonomy places the organism in Eukaryota, Metazoa, Arthropoda, Insecta, Diptera, Culicidae. Gene Ontology annotation, molecular function: protein binding. The transcript has 3 exons.
AUGGAUUUGUGCUCCCGUCUGGAAGAAACGAAGAAACAAGAGAUUGCAGCCGUUUUCAACAGCCAUUUUGGCAUCAAAACCUACAACAAACGCGCUGGGACUGGAGCCGUCGAGCAGUACUACAGGACGAAGCUGCUGGCCAUGGUGCUGUUUCGUUUGCUUCACGAUGACCAGAUCGACAGCUUUUACCUGGGAAAUAACUUGGGCGAGGUGGGCGCAUUUGACGAUGUGGUGCUCCGAACCUGUAGCCAAGUCCAAACGCUACUUGACUUGGGUGCUAAUGCAAACUUGGGUAAAACCAGCAAUGGUUAUACGCCAUUACAUUGGGCGGCAGAAAAUGACUUGCCUGAGAUCAUCCAACUACUCAUAGAUAAAGGAGCAAACAUUGACUGUAUUACCACAAAUGCCGGUCUAACUCCAUUGAAUCUGGCAGCCUACUGCAAAUCUACAAAUGCAGUCAAAAUGCUGCUGGACUUGGGUGCCAAUGCAAACUUGGGUAUCACAAGCAAUGGUUUAACGCCAUUACAUUGUGCGGCAGUGAAGGACUCGCCUGAGAUCAUCCAGCUACUCAUAGAUAAAGGAGCAAACAUUGACUGUAUUACCACGGAUGACGGUAAAACUCCAUUGAAUCUGGCAGCCUACUGCAAAUCUACAAAUGCAGUCAAAAUGCUGCUGGACUUGGGUGCCAAUGCAAACUUGGGUAUCACAAGCAAUGGUUUAACGCCAUUACAUUGUGCGGCAGAGAAGGACUCGCCUGAGAUCAUCCAACUACUCAUAGAUAAAGGAGCAAACAUUGACUGUAUUACCACGGAUGACGGUCAAACUCCUUUGAGUCAGGCAGCGAUGAGCAAAUCCACAAAUGCAGUCAAAAUGCUGCUGGACUUGGGUGCCAAUGCAAACUUGGGUGAAACCAGCGAUGGUUUUACGCCAUUACACUGGGCAGUUCAAAAUAACAUGCCCGAGAUCAUCCAACUACUCAUAGAUAAAGGAGCAAACAUUGACUGUACCACGGAUGACGGUCGAACUCCUUUAUAUCAGGCAGCCUCCUUCAAAUCUACAAAUGCAGUCAAAAUGCUACUGGACUUGGGUGCCAAUGCAAACUUGGAUGAUGCAACCGUCGCGACAUCCCAGCAGGCGGCUUCAGUUGCGAGCGCCGCCUCAGUCUCGGUACGCUGGCCAAGCCGACUGGUCCUGGUUCGAUUGCUCGAUUGUUCGCGAGAGUCGUUCGUGUCGCGUGUGUCAAAGCAGCUGUCAAAGUGA